AUGUUGCUGCUGGGCCGGCCGAGCUGCCGUGUUUGCUGUGCUGCUGUGCUCCCCGACCCGUCCUGUCUGGUGAGAUCGCCGGCUGCAGUCAUGGCUACCCCUAGUGUCCUAGCUUUUGACGCUGAGGGUUGUGCCAUUGACUUUGAGGUCUGGGUCGACGACCUGCAGCUGUUCUUACAGUGCGAUAGGGCAGACGGUCUUUCUCUCUUUGACCUCACCUCUGGCGCCAUCUCUGCCCCUGCUGCUGAUGCUGACGCCACUGUUCGCUCACAGUGGGCCACGCGCGAUGCUGCUGCACGUCUUGCUGUGCGUCGCCACCUGCCUACCGCUGAGCGCGCGCACUUUAGCCAGUACAAGAGUGCCCAGACCUUGUACGACGCUGUAGUUGCGCGCUACUCCUCCCCUGCCACUGCUGCACUGAGCCGCCUCAUGCUCCCCUUCCUCUUCCCUGACCUUGCCGCCUUUCCCACUGUCGCUGAUCUCAUUACGCACCUCCGCACUAGUGACACUCGCUACCGCGCUGCGCUUCAUGCUGACUUCUGCGCCAAGAACCCCCCCCCCAUGUACAUCACUCUCUACUUUUUAGUCACUCGCCUCCCUGACUCCCUUCGUGUAGUCCGGGACCACUUCCUCGCGGUCUGUCCCACCACCCUCACAGUCGACAGCCUCGAGAAGGCCCUCCUAGCGGCGGAGAAGAGCAUAGUCGCUGUAGGAGCCUCUCGAGGUGACCCCCGCGCCCCCAUCUUUGAGGGGUGUUCUCCUUCCCCUCUCCUGCCCUCUGUCGCCUCUGCCGCUGCGGCCGACCUCGUUGGUCUUGAGUCGGUCGGUGCGGCGUCUGCCCCUAGCGGGAGACGCCGCUCUGGCAAGGGCAAGGGGGGCAAGGGAGCGCGUGGGGCCAGAGGGGGCGGUGGAGGUGGAGGUGGAGGCGGCGGAGGGAGUGGGGGUGGCGGUGGAGGUGAUGGCGGGGGUGGGGGUGCAAGUAGCGGCAGUGGAGGCGGGGGUGGCGGCGGCGGUGGCGGUGGGAGCGGAGGUGGCGGAGGCGGCGGCGGUGGAGGCGGAGGCGGGGGCGGUGGAGGCGGAGGCGGGGGUGGCGGUGGUGGAGGUGGUCGGAGUGGCGCUUCGCAGCGGAGCAGCACUGGGGGUGGUCAGCGCCAGCAGCAGCAGCAGCAGCAGCGUUCUCGCGACGUCCCCACCCCUCAGCAGCUCCGUGAGUGGUACACGCAGCGUCAGCGUGGUGGGGGUUUUGGUCCCUGCACCUACGUUCUUCGCACUGGCGACCGCGCUGGAGAGCAGUGUGGGGGUACCCACACCGCCCAGCGCUGCUUUGGCCGCCUGACGGACGCUUGGCGCCAGCAGUUCCCGGAGGCCGCGGAGAUCCCCCGCUGGGGAGAGCUGUCUAGGGCUGGUGUAGCUAUCUUUGAUCUUGACUUUGAUGCUAUCCUUGCUGCCAUGUAUGCUGUGACCAUUAGUGAUGAGGGUGACUGUUACCGGUGUUUCCCGCCCGACCCGGGCAUUGGUACCGCUGCUCUAGGUGCCAGCGAGGCUUCUGCUCUAGGUGUCAGUGCGUCUGUGCUCUCAGGUACUAGUGAGGCUACUCUCUCAGGUCCUAGUGAGUCUGCGCUCUCAGGUACUGCGUCGGCUUCGGCCUCCCACACCUUCACCCUUGACUCUGGAGCGUCUCGCUCCUUCUUUUGGGACCACACCACACUCACGCCGCUUAGUCGGCCGGUUGCGGUGUCCCUGGCUGACCCCUCUAAGGGUCCUGUUCUGUCUCGCUUCUCCACAGUCCUCCCGUGUCCAGCGGCUCCCUCUGGCACCCUGUCUGGUCUCUACCUCCCCUCGUUCUCUACGAACUUGGUGAGUGGUGCUGACCUACAGGAUGCGGGAGUCCACCAGUUCACCCCUGCUCGUCAGCGAGUGACGCACUGCACAGAGGCUAGCACAGGUCGUCACCUGGCUACGUUUACACGUCAGCCAGGGUCGGGCCUGUACACACUGACCACUGCUUCUCCUCCAGUUCCUGAGUCUGGUAGGGUCCCUUCGUCAGGUCAGGUGUUUGCUGCAGCGUCCAGGUCUGGUCCUGAGUCUGCCCCCUGUUCGUGUCGUCGCAUGUCUCACGAGACUCUCCUCUGGCACCACCGCCUGGGUCACCCCUCUCUGCUUCGGCUCAGAGGCAUGGCCUCCCGUCUUCUUGUGUCUGGUCUUCCCCGGUCCCUCCCUCCCCUUCCUCAGGGCCUUGGCCCUGCCUGUGUCCCCUGUGUCGAGGGGCGCCAGCGUGCUGCCCCUCACUCCUCCCUCUUUCCUUUGACAAAGGCUCCGUUGCAGACGCUUCACAUGGACGUGUGGGGCCCUGCCCGCGUCCGUGGACUCGGUCACGAGCGCUACUUCCUGCUGGUGGUUGACGACUACUCGCGUUACACCACAAUCUUCCCCUUGCGCAGCAAGGGUGAUGUCACUGAGGUGCUGAUCGAAUGGAUCCGCGCAGCUCGUCUCCAGCUCAGGCAGAGCUUUGGCUCGGACUUUCCUGUGUUGCGUCUGCACUCGGACAGAGGCGGAGAGUUCUCCUCUGGCCUUCUGCGUGCCUACUGUCGUGCGCGAGGCAUCCAUGAGACCUUCACGCUUCCAGACUCACCACAGCAAAAUGGGAUUGCAGAGCGCCGCAUUGGCAUGGUCAUGGACGUCGCUCGUACGUCUAUGAUGCAUGCGGAUGCCCCCCAUUUUCUGUGGCCGUUUGCGGUCAGGUACGCGGCGCAUCAGAUCAACCUCCACCCCAGGGUCUCCAGGCCGGAGACCUCCCCAGCCCUGCUGUGGACGGGGAAGGUUGGCGAUGCGUCGGCGUUUCGGGUCUGGGGAUCUCGGGCGUUUGUCCGCGACUUGUCUUCGGACAAGCUGUCCCCUCGCGCUGCUCCCUGCGUCUUCCUGGGGUUCCCCCCCGACGCCCCUGGGUGGCAGUUCUACCACCCCACCUCUCGCCGUGUUCUGACCUCCCAGGACGUCACGUUCGACGAGUCCGUACCCUACUACCGCCUCUUCCCCUACCGCACUCCGUCCCUCCCCCCACCCCCGCUCUUCUUCGUACCAGGUCCCCCCCCGGUAGACCCCCUCCCCCCUCAGGGUCCUGCCCCUUCAGGUGUGUCCCAGGUAGACGCGGUCGAGCCUGUCGAGGUCACUCGUGACUCUGGUGCUGCUGUGGCUGCUGAGCCUAGGGGUGCUGUGACUUGGGGUGCUGUGCCUGGGGGUGCUGAGCCUGGGGGUGCGGAGCUUAGGGGUGCGGAGUCUGGGGGUGCUGAGCCUGGGGGUGCUGAGCCUGGGGGUGCUGAGCCUGGGGGUGCUGAGCCUGGGGGUGCUGAGACUGGAGGUGCUACGCCUGGAGGUGCUUUGCCUGAGGGUUCUUCGCCUGGAGGUUCUCCGGGUGCUUCGUCUCGCCGAGAGCCACUCUCCCCACAGGAGCUGCGUGAGUGGUUUGCCCGGCGCUGGAGGCGUGCUGCUGGUGCUGGAGGUUCUUCGCCUGCUGAGGGUGCUGCUGCCGCGCGUCCCGGAGGUGCUCGUACUGGGAGUACUGGAGCUACUGAGCCUGCGGGCUCUACUGGAGCUGGUGCUGCUGAGCGUGUUGGCGCUGAGACUACCGCUGGCGGUCCGACUGGCAGUGCUCCUGGUGCUGCUGGAGGUUCUGGGGCUACUGGAGGUGCUGCUGGGGGUUCUGGAGCUACUGGAGGUGCUGCUGGAGGUGCUGCUGGAGGUGCUGCUGGAGCGGGUACUCCUGCUGGGGGUACUGGUGCUGUCCCUGCUGUUUCUGGCGUCGCCACGCGGCCCCGACCGUACUUCGUUCCGCUCCUGCAUCAAGUUAUUGGUCUUACGCCUUCUCCUGGUCCUCCUCCUCCUCCCUUAGAGGGUCAACAGCCUAUCCAGUCACAGUCACAGCUACAGCCUGCCUCCCCUUUGCCUGCUCCUUCUCCCUACGCUGGUCUGACUGGAGGUCUUACUGAGCUUCGUGAGCCUGCGUCUCGUCCUGCGUCGCCUGUUCGUACUGCGCGCACUAGUGGUCGCGGUUCGCGUCAGCGUCCUCCUUUUUUCCCUGGCACGCACCGGAUGUCUCUGCGUCCGUCUACUGCUCCUCUGCGUGCCCCUUUGCCUUCUCCUCCUGCUUCCUCUCUUCCUGCUCUUGCCGACCCGGAGUCGGACUCUCUUCGUGCUGCCAGUCCUACUGUCACGCGUCUCCUUGCUACUGCCGUCACUGACCCUUCUUUCGAGUCUUCUGCUGCGUCUGCCCUUGUCACUGAGCUCCUCGACUUUGCUGCGCGCUGUCGUCUAGACUACGCUGCUAGUCUUGUCGCUGAGUCUGAGUCUACCUGUCCUCCGUCCGUCGGGGGUGAGUGUGCCCUUGGCACGGACGUCCUUGAGGACAGGCAGGAGGAUUUCCAGUGUCUGGCCGCCGCUUCACCUCAUCUCGCGUCCGUACUGCUCACCCCUGAGGGAGACCCGGAUGCACUAGACAUCCCGACUCCGCGCUCUUACGCGGAGGCGAUAGAGGGCACCUACGUUGACGCGGUUCCCCCUCCUGGGGCGAACAUCGUCAGUGGCAUGUGGAUCAUCAGGGUGAAACGGCCGCCGGGUUCUCCGCCUGUCUUCAAGGCGCGUUACGUGGCUCGUGGCUUCAGUCAGCGGCAGGGACUUGACUACUUUCAGACCUUCUCCCCCACCCCGAAGAUGACCACUCUUCGCGUACUGCUGCACGUUGCUGCUCACCGUGACUACGAGCUGCACUCUCUCGACUUCAACACUGCUUUCUUGCAGGGCAGCCUGCACGAGGAGAUCUGGCUGCGUCGCCCACCUGGCUUCACUGGGUCUUUCCCUCCUAGUACCCAGUGGAGUCUCCAGCGUCCAGUCUACGGUCUCCGCCAGGCGCCGCGUGAGUGGCACGACACACUGAGAACUACGCUGGCGGCACUUGGGUUUGCUCCUUCCACUGCAGACCCGUCGCUGUUUCUGCGCACCGACACCUCUCUGCCGCCGUUCUACAUCCUCGUGUACGUCCACGACUUGGUCUUUGCCACAGCUGACACUACUGGACUCGCCUACGUGAAGUCCGAGCUGCAAAAGAGACACACGUGCACUGACCUAGGUGAACUGCGCAGCUAUCUUGGCUUGCAGAUCACCCGGGACAGAGCACGCCGCACCAUUACCCUGACUCAGUCACACUUUGUGCAGCAGGUCCUUCAGCGCUUCGGCUUCACGUACUCCUCGCCUCAGGCCACUCCUCUGCCUACUCGCCACUCGCUCUCAGCUCUGCCUUCGGAUGAGUCCGUAGGGUCGAGUGGCCCGUAUGCAGAGCUUGUUGGCUGCCUCAUGUACCUGAUGACCUGCACACGACCUGACCUUGCAUACCCUCUUAGCAUUCUCGCACGCUAUGUUGCUCUUGGGAGACACCGACCACAGCACAUGGCUGCAGCGAAGAGGGUAUUGCGCUACUUGUGCAGUACGUCGGGCAUGGGGCUAGUGCUUGGAGGGCGCAGUCCAGUGGUCCUCACUGGGCACGCGGACGCUUCUUGGGCUGACGACCAGGCUACGCAGCGGUCGUCACAGGGUUACACCUUCAGCCUUGGUUCCGGCUCUGUUUCGUGGCGGGCUACCCGCUCGUCUUCUGUUCUCGGCUCCAGUUGUGAGGCUGAGAUCUACGCCGGGGCUAUGGCGGCCCAGGAGCUUCGCUGGCUCACCUACCUGCUGACCGACCUUGGAGAGCCGCCUCGUUCUCCUCCAGUCCUGUACGUAGACAACAAGGCCAUGCUGGCCUUGUGUCGAGAGCAGCGACUGGAGCACAGGACAAAGCACAUUGCUCUCCGCUACUUUCUUGCUCGUGAGCUACAGCAGCGUUGA
This is a messenger RNA of Closterium sp. NIES-65, 5874 nucleotides long. The record is from the annotation of a GenBank genome assembly. NCBI's taxonomy places the organism in Eukaryota, Viridiplantae, Streptophyta, Zygnematophyceae, Desmidiales, Closteriaceae.